AUGCGCAAGCACAACCCAACCCUCUACACCCUCUCCGAACGCGACAGUGACGACAUAAACGACGACGACGAGAACGUUUCCUGGCAACAUGAAGAACACGACCCAGUUCCAGGCCCUUCCAAUGUAUCGGCCUCGUCCAACCUGAACAGAAGUGUGCGAUCUUCACUCAAAGGACGCCAGUCAUCUCAUUCGAAGGUACCAACGAACGUCAAUACCAAGCAAGACAUUUACUCUCAAUUCGUCAAGAGAUACCGUACGAAGGAACAUCGCUACGUUGACGAGAUGGAGGAUUUCCGGAGCGAUCCAGACAGCCACUACUAUCACAAAGGACUCGGCCAGCUCGUCGACGUUGGGGAUGCCAGUGACGACGAAGAUUAUAUGUCUUUGAUUGGAGGAAACGACGGUAUCAUCGAGGGUUCAAUGGACGAGAUGGCUCAUCCAGUGACGGAGAAGGACCAACGGCGGUUGGAGUGGCAAAGCUUGCUUAGCUCCGUGCUCUCAGGGGAGGUUCUGAAGUCGGAGAAAACGCGCUUAGCCGUCGCCUUGGACUCAUUUGGGGACGAACAGAACAACUUCAAUAUGAACAUAUGGUUGGGGAUUCGCGCCAAAUUCCAUGGCCGCAGUAUAGAGGAGGAGAAGCGGAAGCUCGACGAAAAGAGAAUACGGAUAGUAGACGGUGUCAUCGACGAAAUCAUGAAUUUCCGCGUCGUUCAAGACGAAGCAGCACCGACAAACUCAGCCAUGAAGCAAGUAACGAACAUACUCCAUCGACUGGAUGUGGCCCAAUCACUGUACCCCCAUCUCAAAGCAUUCUACCUCGACAAGCCCAAGGCACAAGAGGGACCAUUCCAAGCGCGCUGCGACGCUCUCAACACCUGGUUCACUAUCCUCUCUUCCCUCAAACGUCAUCUCACUCGACUUCGUCGAUGGACGGGGAGCGAUUCCCUGGACGUCAAUCAUCCCAACCCGAACUCUGAGAUAACGGUCACCUCUCAGGGAUCCGUAGAACAUCCGGACGGGACCUCUUUUGUCGAGCGAUUGUUGAAGGAGGAGUCCAUGCAGCGCACCUUCGAGAAAGGUUUCCUGGUCACAGUCCAUGCUUUUUUGGGCACUGUUCGCGACGCCCACGUCAACCUUGCUGCUCAACUAAAGGAGAUGAACCUGCCGACAUUUGAAAACGAGUUGGUGCCCUUAAUCUCCUUUCCAACGAAGUUGGCGCAAGCUAGCCUUCGGCUGCGGCUCGAUUAUGUCGGUAAACUAGAGCCGGACGUCGACGUCCUCAUCAUUGACCAAAUGACAGAGGACUUGAAACUCAACAUCGGCCUUGCCUGUACUUUGAAACGACAAUAUCAAGCCUUCCUGGCCCCGGAUCCAGACGGAAAUUGGGCAUUACCUCCAUGUAUCAGCGAGGAUUACGACAGCACCAUUUUGGAAGCAUUGACCCAGUUUUUUAAGCUGCUACAUUGGAAGCUUAAGAGCGGGGUCAAAGGGAUAUACCUGAAGGAGACCGACGUCCUCGAAGCGCAAUGGGCCACCUAUAACGAUGUGAGUCUUACCGCGGGUGGUUCAAGUCUGGUCGCGGAACACCUAUGCUCAUUAACCAACAAACUGAUGGUUCGAGUCACGAAUUACUUCGACACGCAAGUCCGUGUACCGCUGUCAGAUAAGCAGUCUGGAAACCAGUCAAACGGUGGCCCCGUUACAUCCAGUGCCCCCUCGAGCAACAGCGGAAAAGCAUCAUCGGACGCUACCACUUCCGGCCAAAGGUUGACAGAUGGUCAGAUCAUCAAUUGGUACAGUAAGAUCCUUGACGGUGUCCGUCUUCGCUACAGGAAAUUGCAGCGCUUCGCCAGGGUUCUUACACAACGCUUCAGUAACUCAGCGGAGUACAGCAUCGACGAUGUCGCGAUGGACCAUUUGAUAAAUCUCCUUGUCCUAACCGACCACUUCCUUGUUUACACCCAAACGAUGGAAGAGGAGAGCAUCUACAUCGUUGCCUCAGGCUCCCUGUACGACCGGCCCGACCUCAUUCGAAGGAUCCUCGUGGAAGCGUUCCACGUGGACGAAAUCGCCAGCGAGGAGGGAGGGGUACGGGCUGUCAGCGCAGACUACCUCCUACACGAUUCCGAUGAAGUCGGCUAUCUUCUCGUUCUCACCCCCCAUACGCCGUUCAUUUGGCAUGGCAGGGUCAUGUUUGUCCCUGUCCCCAAUAUUUCCCUAGAUCUGAAAGAAGGUCGAAUCCGCCUCAUUGCCGACGGUUCAUACGGUCGCCUAAACUACGCGAAGCAGGUGUUUAGUGAUUGCAUGGAGUUGGUCGAGGGAGACGAUGACAACAGCGGGGUUGAGCCCUUGUACCUGACAUGCUUGGUGGAGACUCAGGCACACCUUCCUUCCGUCAAUCGGGAAUUGCGAAAGAUCGUUCGAGCAACCAAUCGCCUCGCGGAAUCCAUCGUCGACUCGGUACACCAUGUCAAGAGGUCACUUCGCGGCGCUUCAAACUCGCAAGACCUUCUAGGCAAUUGGUAUCUGUUCGCAUCAGAGCAUGGUGCCCAUGCCCAUAGGUACAUGGAGAAAUCGUCCCUCGCUCGUUUCAACCGCCUUUUGGUGAAACUCGCAGUUUCAUGGGCUUCGUUCAUUUGCGAUGACUGCGACCCCACAGACCGGAAGACUUUCAAAUGGACGGUGAAUUCCUUGGAGUUCAUCAUGCAGCGGACCAAGCGGAACAUUCUCCAUAUCCCCGACGACCAGUUCGAGUUGCUCAAGGCGAAGGUUGGUCACUGUAUGUCACUGUUGAUAAACCAUUUCGACAUCCUUGGAGCCCGUUCCAACAUGGAGGCGAAGAUGGAGAAAGAGAAGCAGGAGAUGCUACUUCGAUCGAAGGUCGUCGACUCUCGCUUGGAUGAAGAAGACUUCCCGCCUUGCCCUAGCGGUGAAGAAGGCAGUUGGUACCUGGAUGGCAGCACGCGGAAAUUUUGGGACAGGGUAUCAAAGGCGUUGCAAGAGCUCGAGGAACGAACGGUUGUUAUCCCGCAGUACAGGGGCAAGGUCCUUGACGACGAGAAGCUCGAAGACCGAUCGCUUGUCUUCCUAGCCUCCUCCAGUUCCAACAUCUCUAUUCGGUGGCAACAAGGUCGGUUCAUCGGUGCGGGCGCUUUUGGCUCUGUAUACCUGGCCAUGAACCUCGACUCCGGCUCACUCAUGGCCGUCAAAGAGAUCAAGUUCCAGGAACUAUCUGGUCUCCCCAACCUUUACGCUCAGAUCAAGGACGAGCUUAGCGUGAUGGAAAUGCUGCAUCACCCCAAUGUUGUCGAAUAUUACGGGAUCGAAGUCCAUCGAGACAAGGUCUACAUCUUCGAGGAGUAUUGCCAAGGGGGAAGUUUGGCCGCGUUGUUGGAGCAUGGACGCAUCGAGGAUGAGCGAAUUCUCCAGCUGUACACAGUGCAGAUGUUGGACGGUUUGUCGUACCUGCAUUCACAAGGGAUCGUGCAUCGUGAUAUCAAACCCGACAACAUCCUGCUGGACCAGCUGGGCCGGAUCAAAUUUGUCGAUUUCGGAGCUGCAAAGAUUCUUGCAAAGAACCAGCACACUUUGCAACGAUCUCGAAGGAGCACGGACGCUGCCUUCAACGCUGCGAAUGGAAUUGGCGUGAUGAGCAAUGGGCUGACCGGCACUCCGAUGUAUAUGUCGCCAGAGAUGAUCAAGAACGACAGGCGAGGGCGUCACGGUGCUACAGAUAUCUGGUCACUUGGUUGUGUCAUUCUGCAGUGUGCUACCGGAAGGAAGCCGUGGAGUAACCUCGACAACGAAUGGGCUAUCAUGUUCCACAUUGGUGUUUCCACUCAACAUCCUCCAUUGCCAGAGCCGGGACAGUUAAGCCCUUUGGGAAUCGACUUCAUCAAGCAAUGUUUGACCAUCGACCCCACCUUCCGUCCAAGCGCGAAGGAGUUGAUGGACCAUCCAUGGAUGCUUGAUCUCCAGGCAGCGCUAGAAGACGAUGGUUUGGAGAUCGCGACGAGUCCUCGACCAGACACACAAUCAGAGUGCUCCGGCGACUCAAGUACUACGUAUGGAUCUUUGGCAGUUCCAACAGAAACAAACAGCAAUGGCUCAUGA
Coprinopsis cinerea okayama7#130 is the source of this 4113-nucleotide messenger RNA. RefSeq names its product STE/STE11 protein kinase. NCBI's taxonomy places the organism in Eukaryota, Fungi, Basidiomycota, Agaricomycetes, Agaricales, Psathyrellaceae. Gene Ontology annotation, molecular function: ATP binding; protein kinase activity. The transcript has 5 exons. Gene Ontology annotation, biological process: protein phosphorylation. Bases 1 to 4113 code for a protein of 1370 amino acids. The record is from RefSeq and is a predicted model, not a curated record.